Mycena citricolor is the source of this 1465-nucleotide messenger RNA. The record is from the annotation of a GenBank genome assembly. NCBI's taxonomy places the organism in Eukaryota, Fungi, Basidiomycota, Agaricomycetes, Agaricales, Mycenaceae.
AAAAAACAGUGCGGGGCCUGUAUCUAACCACAAAUACAAACUUGCCGCGGGAGACGAUAAUACGAGAUAGGCGUCGAUCGUUCACAAGGAGAGAUCUCGCUUUCGCAGAUCGCUCGUAUGGCGUUAGUUCUCAUUUCUUGCGUUGAGAGCAAGUUGAGCAACCGACGGCGCUUCAAUCAGCGAACGAAAUCUCGCUCGCACUCGAUUCAGAUGACGAAGAGAAUGCGAAAAUGUCACGGUGACGCUCACGAUCACUCUCUUCCCCAAACCACUACCAGCCCAACGCUCUUUCCACGCACUCUCCUUCACGCCAACGAUGCAUACCACUGCUCUUACAAUCCUUUCCCUCCUCGGCCUUGUGAGCUCACUUCCCAUUCGGCGAGGCUUAUCUGAGCACCUCGAGUCGGCCUUCUAUGAUCAAGUUCUCGCUCGUUUCUCGCCUGUCGACUUCACCGCUGCUAAAUUUCCGGCCUGGACGCGUGGGCGAUUUCAGCAAAUCCAAGAACAUGAAACAACGCAUGUCGCAUUUCUCUCCACCGCUCUGACGACGGCUGGUGCGAAGGCUGUCGAGCGUUGCGAGUACGAUUUCGGCAUAACCGACGUCGCGUCCGCAGUUUCCCUCAGCGCGUCUCUUGAAUCGGUUGGCUCCGCUGCCUAUACUGGCGCGGCGCAGUACAUCAACGACAAAAACUAUCUUACUGUGGCUGCGAGUAUUCUCGGGAUUGAGAAUCGACAUGCCGCCUGGCUUGCCUCCUCUGCUUUGCACGGAAGCGCUUGGGAUACAUCAUUUCAAACUGCGCUCUCGCCCAGUCAAGUUUACCACAUCGCAUCAAAGUUCAUCAAGUCAUGCCCCUCCUCAAACUCUGCCAUUCUCCCCUCUCUCGCAUCCUUCGCGUCACUGACUGUCUCGAACGCGCAACCGGGCAAGACUGCUACUGUCGACUUUCCUGUGCCUAAGGACUCCACUUCACAACUGUUUGUUGCGUUUAUCUCCGGUGUCGGUGCUCCGGUCUUUUCUCCGGUUCAAAAUGGUCAAGUCCAAGUGCCAAUCAGUCUUGCUCGGACUGGGUCUGUAUAUUGUGUGAUCACGAGAGAUGGAGGCAGGGUCGACGACGACACAAUCGUCGCGGGUCCUGCCAUAGUACAGUUUCCAUUCGGUUCAUGAUGUUGUCAAAAAUAUAAGAAUUUACACUGCAGAGCAAGGGUGGAAAGGACGCGACUACCAGCAAACUCUACAAGUGAGGACUGGGGUUGAUCAAGUUACUCGAAUUCCGAACAACCUUGGAGGAAACUGGGAACCCUCUCACGGGUAUACCACUGAGUAAUCGAGCACCGAUAUCCAAUCGAGCUUGUAUGGGCCGAAUCCAAUUCCGGAGAGUUCAAAACAGAGGGCCGAAGAACAGACAUCGCGUGGGCCGGCGUGCACCGCCUAGAAUGCACUCAACCAGCAGCGAACCACCACGCC